This is a messenger RNA of Myripristis murdjan (pinecone soldierfish), 3979 nucleotides long. RefSeq names its product prominin 1 b (gene prom1b). The transcript is spliced from 27 exons. The coding region runs from base 393 to 3011 and encodes 872 amino acids. Gene Ontology annotation, cellular component: apical plasma membrane; microvillus; prominosome. The record is from RefSeq and is a predicted model, not a curated record. NCBI's taxonomy places the organism in Eukaryota, Metazoa, Chordata, Actinopteri, Holocentriformes, Holocentridae. Gene Ontology annotation, molecular function: cholesterol binding.
CUCGCGGCCGUGGAGGCUGAGGACACCGUGAACGAGCACAACCUCGGUCGACCGAUGGUCCCAGACGAAGAAGCUCUCCUGACGGCAGGAUGACUCCCCACCGAGACACCACGAGCUAACGGAAGCCAAACUCCACCCUGCUGGAUGUUAAUUUCACAAGUUGGGCUGUUAUGGUUGUUAGUUUUUCUUAAUUUUCCCUCGGACAACUCUUCCUUUGUGGUGGGGAUAAGCCGCUGAGAGACGGACAGGUGUCCUCCAACGUCAGCAGCCCUUCUCCCCUCUCCAUCCCCCCUGCUGUAGGCUUUAGCGGCGAGCACCGGGGCCGGGGGCUUCUCUACUUUUCCUUUAGCUACUUUGUUUUCCUAGUUUCCGAAGCUGGACUUUAGCGAGCCAUGCUGUGGAGAAGGUGGCUCGUCCUGCUGCUGUGCUGGGGGGCCACAAGCGGCGAGCAGCAGCAGCAGCAGCAGCAGCAGCAGCAGCCAGGUGGACGGGACAGAGCCCCGGAGGAGGUCCGACCGGGCUUCCACAGACAGCGGUCCCCGCCGCCCGUGGAGCCGCUGGAUUUCGGCUUCGUACCGGCGGCAGUGUACGACACACACGCUUACUAUGAGCCAGGGGCGAUAGGCAUCCUCUUCCAUAUGGUUCAUGCCUUUCUCUACGUUAUUCAGCCGAACCCUUUCCCCAAAGAGCUGAUCGUCAAAGUCAUUCAACAGAACAUGGGUGGAAUCAAAAUAGAACAAUGGAGAAAGCCAGAAAACGUGGUCCUGUUGCUGCAGGCGCUCUACUACGAGGCCGGCUUCAUCUCGUGUGCGACCAUUGGGAUCAUAUUCCUGGUGCUCAUGCCCCUGGUGGGAAUGUGUUUCUGCGUGUGCCGGUGCUGUGAGAACUGCGGCGGUGAGAUGCACCAGAGACAGAGGAAGAACGCCGACUGCCAGCGAGGCUUCUACACCGCCUCACUCAUCGCUACCUCCGUCUUCAUUACUGCUGGAGUCCUGAUCGCCUACACUGCCAACCACAAUGUCAGUGCCCAGAUCAAAAGCACCCGACGAUUCAUCAAUACAAACUUGAGAGACCUGAAGACAUUUGCUAACAACACACCUGCGCAAAUUGAAUAUUUGACAGCCCAGUACACCACAGCCAAGAACAAAGUCCUGUCAGAUCUAGACAAUAUCGGGCCUUUGCUGGGCGGCAGGAUCCACAGUCAGCUGGAGAAACAGGUGGUUCCCUCCCUGGACACGGCGCUGCGCAUGGCAGGAGCCAUGCGUGAGACCAAGGAGGCCCUGGAGAGCAUCACCUCCUCUCUGGAGGUCCUGCAGGAGGGGACGGGGAAGCUGCAGGCCCGCCUGGCCAGCGAGCGAGCCUCUCUGUCCAACACCCUGUCUGACCCCGCCUGCACCAACGGAGCUGUGUCUCACACCUGCAACACCAUCCGGGCCACGCUGCCCCAGCUGGGAAUCAACGCUGACUUCUCCAAGCUCCCAGAUGUCAGUCAGCCCUUGGUUAUAAUCGAAACAGUGCUGAAAACAGACCUGAGCAACAUUGUACAGAAGGGUUAUUCGUCCUUUAAUGACACGCCAAAGCUUGUCAGAGAGCAGACGAAAAACAUUGUUUCAGCUCUGCCUCGAGUGAAAAGCAUGCUGGAUAAGAUCAGUGGUGAGAUCAUGGGCUUCUCUAAAAUGUUCCCAGUGGAGGCCUCUCUGGCCAACUUCACUAUUUUCCUCGGCCAGCAACAGAAGGCCAUCGAGUCCUUCUACCCACAGAUAGACCAAAUGGACUUCUACAGGUGGAUCGGCUGUGUGGGCGUGCUGUGCAUGGUCGUCCUGAUCCUGGCCUUCAACAUCCUGGGUCUGCUGUGCGGCUCCUGUGGCUAUGACAAGCAGGCCACGCCCACCACCCGCGGCUGCCUAUCAAACACCGGUGGCAACCUGCUCAUGGCUGGGGUGGGCUUCACUUUUAUCUUCGCCUGGGUGCUGAUGGCCAUAGUGACCGCCUUGUUUGUGGCCGGUGGCAACGUGGAGAAGCUGGUGUGUGAACCGCUGGCUAACCGACAGCUAUUCAAGAUCAUAGACACCCCGUACAUGGUUCAUCCCGCCAAGAAGAACUUCCUCCCAGGAAUGCUGUUCCAAAACCCGAACAUUGACUUGACUUUGGGAAGCAUGUACAGGGAGUGCUACGAGAAUAAUGGCUUGUAUCACGCUCUGCAGCUGGAAACCAUGUUCAACAUCAACUCCUUCCUCAACAGAACUGUGUAUAACAGGGACCUGGCCAACGUGUUAGAGAGUGUGAAGGUGGACCUGCAGGACAUCACGCUGCUGGAGCAGGAAGGAAGAGACAGCCUCAUCAACUUUGCCAACUCUGGAGUCGGAGACAUCGAUUAUGAAGCCUUUCUCGCUGAGGUUAAUAAAGGAGUCACUCUAGUGGAUCUCCUGUCCUUCUCCAGUGACCUGGAGGCGCAGGCUGACCAGCUGCCCCGUGGUGCACUGGAGAAUGCACUUAAAGGACAUGCCAGCAGUAUCAGGCAGAUUCACAAAGAGCAGGUGGUUCCCUUGGAGCAAGCUAUGAAAUAUGUCAGAGCGCGGAGUACACUGAACCAAAGUAUCCGACUACUGCAGAGAACAGCCGGUGACCUACCGGUCAAGGUGACUAACGUCCUGAGUGCCAUCGAUGCAGCAGAAUACCUCAUCACUCAUAACGCCUCACAUGUGGUUAAGCAGGAAACAAAUGGCUACACCCAGAGCUUGGUGGGUUACUUCAGACAAUACACAGACUGGGUUAAAAACUCUCUGACUGCAGAGGUGGCUCAGUGUAAACCCAUCAGCAACAUUGUGGACAGCAUGGAGAUCGUCGCAUGCAGCUUCAUAGUUGAUUCAGUGAACACAUUCUGGUUUGGUCUGGGUGGAUGCUGUAUCUUUCUGAUCCCCAGCAUCAUUUUCUCUGUCAAACUGGCCAAAUACUACAGGAGAAUGGACACAGAGGAUGUCUUCGACGAUGGACAAGAGAACUGGAACUGACCUUGCCCUCAUGGAUCUUCAGAAUAUCCAGCUUUUCUACUCAGAUCUCAAAACGAUGAUAAAGUACAGAAGAAAUAAACGAAGAACUUUGUUAACGAGGAGGUUCCUUAUCUUCACUGCCACGCCUCUCCCCAGUAUCCCCUCAAGGGCCUCUGAUACCAGCCAAUUAUAACAGAUCAAGUGUUCUCUCAUAAAUCACAUCUUUGUCACAACAGUAGCCCAAAAUUCCUCAUAGACUUUCAUAUCACUUGCCAGAGCAUUAUUUUCAAUGUAGCUAGCUUUACCUUUAGAGAAUACAUUUCUUUCUACUUAAUGGCUCAUUAUCAGAUCACCAUGGUGACAAGAGUGUACAUUUUUUAUGCUUUCAAAACUUUUGAAAGUUUUAUACAAUUUUGUUAAUGUUUGUUUUAUAACUAUGUCAGUAGCUCUUUUCUUUAUUCUAUCUGUGGAUUUCUUGAAAUGUAGCUUAGGCGCCAUUUUGGCUCGAAACGCACCAGUAACCUUGACCAGAUCGAUUUCACACUUGGAACAAGGAAACUGGUUGUUCAGUUUGGCUCCUCUAUCACUAUUUAUAUCAAAAGCAUAAAGCCCCAAUUUCAGAGACAUGGUUUGAGUCAAUUUGUCCUGGUCCAUGUUACUGAAAGAGACAAAGUCCUAUUUGCUAUGCAUAACAACCACACACACCCAUACACACACACACACACACACACAUGCGAGCGCACACAUUUUCCCAAUGAGGUUUUGUGACAGCAAAUAAACAAGAUACUGUAUCUUAGAGUUUUUCACCACACUAUUAGUGAUGGCCUAGGUGCUUGUGUUGUCAGAGGUGUUUUGCCACACUGUGGUUUGGGACAUAAAACUCCCAGAAGCCUCAGCACUGUCAGAGGCCGGGCUGCAGAGAGCGAAAAGCCCAUCUGGAGUUUGUGGUGAGGGUGUGAAACUGUGAAUAAAGAUUUCAGUCCAGUAAA